Messenger RNA from Helicoverpa zea (corn earworm), 1957 nucleotides. Its product is annotated as UDP-glucosyltransferase 2-like. The record is from RefSeq and is a predicted model, not a curated record. Bases 98 to 1687 code for a protein of 529 amino acids. Gene Ontology annotation, molecular function: UDP-glycosyltransferase activity. The transcript has 9 exons. NCBI's taxonomy places the organism in Eukaryota, Metazoa, Arthropoda, Insecta, Lepidoptera, Noctuidae.
GGUACUCAUGCAACCCGGCUUAACAACAGUACCUGAUCAUCACUGGCACAGUUGAUAUUAAGUCAUGAAAGUGAAGUGGUGAAAGUACAUAAAGACAAUGGCAGCGGCUACAUACUUUUUGCUGUUCAUAUUAUUAAGUUCGUCGUGCGAGGCUUCUAAGAUCCUGGUGGUAGUUACCAUGCCGUCCAGGAGUCAUGGAAAUCUGGGCAAUGGAGUUGUGAGAGAAUUGCUGAAAGCUGGUCACGAGGUGACGUACAUCAGAAUCUUUGAGUAUAAGAAUCCUCCACCAAACCUUCGCCAGAUUGAUGUUAGCAGCAAUAUUGAUUUAAUGCCAAAGGGCAUCAUGAACAUCAAGAAAAUCAUGGACAAGGAUGUGGCAGCAAAUGAUCACAUCACAGUGAAGAUGAUGAUGCUGGAACUAGCUACUAAAACAAUAGAGCAUCAAAAUGUUAAGAAGCUUCUAGAAGACCCUAGUGAACAUUUCGACUUGGUCAUCGUUGAUUGGAUGCUCGCUGAUGUUCCUGCGGGCCUAGCGACAGUCUUCGGUUGUCCUCUGGUCUGGCUGUCCCCCAUGGAAGUCAACUCAUUAGACAUCAGUCUCAUUGAUGGAGCACCACAUCUUGCAUAUUCAACGGGUGCGUUUUCUUCAAACAUGCCACCAUUUAACUUCUUGCAGAGAGCUCAAGAGUUGUGGACCAGAAUCAAAGCACGAUACUAUGAACUUAAGCAUUUCGAUCGUAUGGAGUUAGAUGCUUAUGAGAGGCUAAUAGUGCCUUAUGUGGAGAAGAGGGGUCGCCAGGCCCCAUCCUUCUAUGAUGUGAGAUACAACGCGUCCCUAAUACUGGGAAACUCACACGUUUCUAUGGGACAGGCUCUUGCAUUGCCACAGAACUACAAGCCUAUAGGAGGAUACCAUAUCGAUGAGGAUGUGAAGCCUUUACCUGAGGAUUUAGAAAACAUUAUGAUGAGUGCCAAAAAUGGAGUAAUAUACUUCAGCAUGGGAUCCCACUUGAAGAGCAAAGACUGGCCUGAAAAGGUGAAACGAGACCUACUGAACAUGUUCGGCCAACUGAAACAUACAGUGCUUUGGAAGUUUGAAGAAGACUUGCCCAAUCUGCCCAAAAAUGUUCACAUCUUAAAGUGGGCACCACAAGCGAGCAUUUUAUCUCACCCAAAAUGCGUGCUCUUCAUAACCCAUGGAGGUCUCCUAUCCACUACAGAAACCAUCCACUACGGCGUCCCCAUUAUUGGCAUACCUGCAUUUGGAGACCAAUUCAUAAAUGUUAAAAGAGCUAUCAACAAAGGCUUUGCUUUGGAAGUUAAACUAUCAUACACUGUGGCUGCAGACUUAAAAGCAGCUAUUGAAGAAAUACUUCACAAUCCCAAAUACAGACAAAAGGUGAAAGAGCUUUCCUUCAUAUACCACGAUCGUAUCGCGAAGCCUGGAGAAGAAUUACUACAUUGGGUGCAUCACGUCAUCAACACAAAUGGUGCCCCCCAUUUACGAUCCCCAGCGCUUCAUAUACCACUAUACCAGCGCCUAUAUUUAGACCUACUAGGCCUAAUAUCAGUUGUCGUACUACUGUUUUUCAUACUGUUAAGAGUUUUAUGUAAACUUGUAUGUUCUAAGAAACAGAAAGAGACGAGAGUGAAGGCAGUUGGCAAAAAGUUGGCCAAAUUAAAUUAAAAUGUUAAUGUAAUGGAAGUAUCUGCAUACACCUACUGUUCAGUCAGUUUGGGAUCAGGUUAUGUAAAAAGUCUCAAUCAUAGGACCUAAAGAUGAUGUAGUCCCCAUAUCGGCAGUAACAUUAAAUUGUGUCAUAUUUAGGUGAUAGCAAUGUGUAUCGACACACAUUGCUAUUUGAUUUGACACUGUCGAGGCCAUAUUAUAAAUAAAAAUUCUUUAUCAAUAUCUGUAAAUAACAGCUUUAAUAAAUAAAUAAAUGCUACUGUUUAA